Parnassius apollo (apollo) is the source of this 336-nucleotide messenger RNA. The record is from the annotation of a GenBank genome assembly. Lineage: Eukaryota; Metazoa; Arthropoda; Insecta; Lepidoptera; Papilionidae.
AUGAAAGGAAUCUUAUUAAGCGGAAAUGAUUCUGGUUAUGCUCUAAGGGAGCAUAUAAUGACACCUGUAGAUAAUGCUGUUGAGAACUCUCCAGAGGGAAGGUACAAUUACCUCCAAAAACUCAUAGAACGCACAUUUGGUGUAUUGAAGGGUCGAUGGAGAUGUCUUUUGGCAGCUAGAGAACUCCAUUACUGCCCAGAAACAGCAGAGGAACACAAAUCGGAGAGAACCAGGCAGGUUCCCUUUGAAACAGCCGCAUCUUCUACUCAAGCUCUACAGGCAGGUCGAAGGGCAAGGAAUUCAUUAAUACAAAUGUUAGAAAAGAACCGGAGAUAA